Drosophila bipectinata is the source of this 4844-nucleotide messenger RNA. RefSeq names its product sushi domain containing 2 mesh (gene mesh). Gene Ontology annotation, biological process: cell-matrix adhesion. NCBI's taxonomy places the organism in Eukaryota, Metazoa, Arthropoda, Insecta, Diptera, Drosophilidae. The record is from RefSeq and is a predicted model, not a curated record.
CAAUUGAAAGAGUUUUCGGCAACGCCCCGAUCGGACCGCCAGGUUUAACUUUUCUUCAGUCUUAGCUGAACGGCUCGCUGCAACGAACGUGUUUUUCUGCCUGCAGUGAAACGAAUAAUAUUAAAAACGAAUUUAGAAAUUAAGUGUUGAACGAAAACGAGUGAAAAAAUGCGCUUCAAACUGUUUGUGGUUUGUGCGCUGGCCUGUGGCUUCAUGGCCUACGUCCUGGCCAACGAAAACAUAUCCACCGAGGAGGACCUGGACUAUCAGGUUAUCAACGCAGUGCCCCAAAUCGUAACGAAUCCAAAACCAUCCCAGCCCGCCAAGCCCAAAACGGACACCGAAUUCGUGGAGGUGGUGAAGGAUGUGCCCAAAACGACGACAAAACCGAAACCCAGUACGAGCCCCACCCCGAAGCCCACUCCCGGUGGCCAGCGGAUGAUACCUGUGGUGCAUGUCACCAGCCGCGGAACCGACGAUGUCCUCACCGUGGCAGGAUUGAAACCACAGAAGCAGUUCGGAGCUCUAGUCAUGCCAGACGAGUACAUGGGCGAGUUGAUAGAUAUCAACACUGGUUACAAUUGGGAUCCCAACAAUAAUGUCGCUCCGCCUGGAUCGCCUUCGACUGCUGCGGGGGGAUACACCAUCACUCCCGCCCGAUUGGCAGAGCUUCGGAGCAACUUCAUGUACUGGUUCUUCGACAAGGACACGAAAGGGGGACGUGGUGAUUACCAGUUUGAUAUCCACGCCUCGAUGACGCAGCUCCACAAGAAUCUUAACUUCCAAAUGCCUUUCUACGGAUUCCGUUUCAACUACACAAGGCUCUCCCUCAAUGGUUAUUUGGAGUUCUCCGAUCCCCCAGAGUACCUGACCUAUCCCCUCGUCUUCCCGAUUAAGGACUGGCCCACCAAGCGGGAUCCCUCGUUCAUGGGCAUCUUCUUCAGCAAGUGCCGUGUCGGACGCAUCUAUCCCUCGGAUAUUGACCAGCGCACACCCGGUGUUUACUUCCGCGUGGAACGUGAUCUGAUGGGACGGACGGACCAGAUGGGCGUGGAGGUGCGGGAGCGCACCAUGUGGGAUAUCCGGCAGGGCGUGGUGGGCGCUGAGACUUUUGUACCCAAGCACGUGGUGAUCGCCACCUGGAAGAACGUGUCCUUUGCCGGUGGCAUUGACAACUCCCUCUUCAUGACAAACACAUUCCAAAUGGUUGUGGCCACUGACGAAGUCUACACCUACCUCAUCUACAACUAUGCCGUGCUGAACUGGUUGUCCCAUACUGAGGCAGGAGGAGAUACCACCACAGGAGCGGGUGGUGUGCCAGCAUUCGUCGGUUUCAAUGCUGGCAAUGGCACUCAGGCCUACGAGUACAAGCCCUACAGCCAGAACAUGGUAAUACGAGAUCUGGCCAACAGGGGAUGGGCCAACGGAUUCCCAGGACGUCAUAUUUUCCGAGUGGACGAGCAGAUUUUGAUUGGCUCUUGUAAUAAGGACAUAGAUGCCGCUCUGUUGCCUCUGACCUUUGCUCCCGAAUCUGGCAACAUGUUGGGUGGUCAGGUGGUUAACAUCACAGGUCCCUGCUUCGAUCCAAACGUCCGGGUGACAUGCCACUUCGAUACGGAAUCCGUACUGGGCACCUAUGUGGACACGAACCGCGUUAUUUGCGUGCAACCGUUCUUGAAGGCCGAAGGCUAUAUCCGAUUCCAGAUCUCCGUCGGCACCCAGCGGUUCAAGUGGCGCGGCAAGUACUUUGUGGAGACACCGGCCGCCGCCACCGAGAAGAUCUUUUUCACCACCGACGACGUGUACAAGAAGAACCCCAGCGAGAUCAAGAUCACCUGGAUCCCGUACAAUUUGACCACGAAUAACAAUGCUAAUGUGAUGAUCUCGCUUUGGGGUUACCGGGAGACAAAGAUCGAGCCGCAGUUGGAAUACAUCGAUGUAAUCGAGCCUAGUUAUUCGAAUUCGGGCAGUUAUGUAAUCACACCGUCGAACUACUUGAAUCGGAAGAACGUCAACCGCGACAUGCAGUUCGGAUUCUUGCAAAUCAACCUCACCCAGCCGGAUCAGUACUCUGGCCUCUCCAUCAGCCCAGUCCUGUGGUCCCGACCAGUUCCAUUGGCCUGGUACAUGGCACCCCAGUGGAAGGAGCAGCACGGAAUACAGUGGCCGCGGGCUCUUUGCGAUAAUUGGCUUCGCUCGGACCGAUUCCUGAGGAACUUUGCUGCUGACCUGCCCCUAUGCCCCUGCACUCUGGACCAGGCUGUCCUGGACAAAGGACGCUACCGACCGGAUCGAGAGUGCGACAAGGACUCGAACCCCAGUUGCCUCAGGCAUCGUGGCGCCAUUCAUUGCGUGGUCAGUGGAACGCCAGUUGCCCAAGGAGCUGAACAGCAGUGCUGCUACGAUCGCUAUGGCUACCUUAUGCUGACCUACGACCAGAUGUGGGGCUCCCGACCCCGUCGCGUCCACAACCUGGGCAAGAUGCCCUGGAACGAGGCCAGCAAAGUGCCCUCGCUGUCCAUGUGGUUCCACGACAUGCGUCCCUUCUACUCCUGCUGUGCCUGGCAAGAGGAACAGGCCGUCGGAUGCGAAACCUAUCGCUUUGAGCGUCGUCCUUCGCAGGAUUGUGUGGCCUACCAGGCGCCUGGUAUCGCCGGCGUAUUCGGUGACCCUCACUUCGUAACCUUUGACGGCACGGCGUACACUUUCAAUGGCCUGGGAGAGUUCGUCCUGGCCCGUAGUAUAGACGAGAGCAACCGCUUUGAGGUCCAGGGACGAUUCCAGCAGCUACCAUCUAACUAUUACGGCGAUGUCCAGGCCACCCAGUUGACGGCAGUGGCGAUGCGCGGAAACACCACCACCACCAUUGAGGUACGUUUGCGUCCACUGCACGCCAGGUGGCGCUACCGCCUGGAUGUCCUGGCCGACGGUCGUCGGGUGUACUUCGAUCGCGAGAGUCUCAAGUUCCAGCACUUUGACGGUGUAACCGUCUACACUCCUACCUACCUGCUCAACCAGUCCCAGGUGGUGGUGCAAUUCGAUGCCGGCAUUGGUGUAGAAGUGGUGGAGAACGAAGGAUUUAUGACAGGACGCGUUUUCCUGCCCUGGAAUUUCAUUAACAAAACGGCAGGACUCUUUGGCAACUGGAGUUUCAACAAGCUGGAUGACUUUGUCCUGCCCAACGGACAGGUUGCUACGAUAAAUACCAACGAUCUGCGCAGCAUCCACACCAACUUUGGCCUCAAAUGGAUGCUCACGGACCGGGAUGUGCCCGGAGUGGGAGCGGCUCUCUUUACCCGCGAAUUCGGACGGAUGUCUAGUUACUACGCCAAUUCCACUUUCCAGCCGAACUACGUGCUUGAUCCGGCGGACUUCCUGCCCGGAAAUCGAAGCUACGACGCGGAACGGGCUGAGGAGUUGUGCGGCGAAUGUUUGCAGUGUCAGUACGAUUAUGCAAUGACCUUGAAUCGGGAUUUGGCGCACUUUACCAAGAACUACUACGACACUAUAGUCAAUAUGCAGGCAGAAAAUGCUCAGCGCGUUGUAUCCUGUGGUGUCCUGCAAACUCCCCGAUUUGGUCGCAAGCUAAGCUUUGACUUUAUGCCGGGUGCCAAGGUGUCCUUUGAGUGUAACGAGGGCUUCAUUCUGCUGGGUGAUCAGAGGAGAGAGUGCCUCUCCAAUGGCCUUUGGAAUGUACCUGAGUAUGGUUACACGGAAUGUUUACGUGAGGUGUACUACACGCGUCGCAUCGCUUUCAUUGCAAUUGGCAUUAUCUUCCUGGUGAUCUGCCCCCUGAUGCUCUGCAUCGUCUGCGGCGUCUACCGCUACCGCCAGAAGCAGCUGAAGGAGGACCCCCAUUGGCAGAUGCCCGUUCUGCCCCGGUCCCGGGCCAGCUCUGCUCGCAAUCUGAGGACCCUGAACUAUGACGACGAUAGCGAUACGGAUGCCAGCACUUUGAAGAAAACUAAGAAAUGGGAUCUGGAUGAGAACGACGAGGAUGUAACCUCAUCCGAAGGUGAGAAGCCGAAGCAGUCGGGUCGCCGCUCCCUGCGAGCCUCUGGAACGGACUUGGAUCAGCAUCAGAACCACGAUCAUGAAGAUCACGAGGACGACGAUGACUUUGACGAGGCGGACGUUCACACGGGCACCAUUCAUCCGGCCGGAUACCACCAGCCCCUGUCGCCGGAGGAAGCUGAUCAGCUGCACCGCCAGCAGUACAGCCCCGCCUUCAGUGGCCUGGACAGCCGCACGAGCGGCGCCAGCUCCAUAAAUUACACUCCCCAGGCGGCGACUCAGAACCGCUUUGGUGGAGUCCCGGUCCUCCCCAGCAAUACCCAGUACUACAGCCGUCCGCCCUCCGGAGUGCCCACCGCCACGGCCACCCCCCUCCGGACAGCACCUACGCCGUUGACGCAAGAAAGCGGCCUGCCGUCGCCCCCGCUGGCCACUUCACCUACCCCCUCCGUCCAGAAGUCCACGGAGGUUUAAAUCACGCACCACUCAUCCACCCAUUCCAAAUGAAAACACCAAAAACCACCCAUUAGCUGCAAAGUUCAAAUACUAAGAGCCAGAAUAUAAUGAUUAUUUUUAAGUUCAGUUCAUUGCACAAUAAUUUUGACCCCUGACCUCUACCAUAAUCUUUGUUUUAUUGUUUUUUUGCCCAUGACCCUAAAAUAUAUUUGCACUUUUUGUAAAUAAUAGUUACAGCCUCAACUCAAGCCAAAAAUGUAGUAACAAGUUCCAAAGCAUUCAACAUUUAUCCCCCCAUCCUUCCUGGUAAAGGACAAUCAUCAUUUAUGUAUUGAAUAAAACCAAACACUUGUUUUUAGUAAUUUACAUAUAAA